Megalops cyprinoides (Indo-Pacific tarpon) is the source of this 1017-nucleotide messenger RNA. Its product is annotated as trace amine-associated receptor 13c-like. The coding region runs from base 1 to 1017 and encodes 338 amino acids. The transcript has a single exon. The record is from RefSeq and is a predicted model, not a curated record. Gene Ontology annotation, molecular function: trace-amine receptor activity. Gene Ontology annotation, biological process: G protein-coupled receptor signaling pathway. Gene Ontology annotation, cellular component: membrane. Lineage: Eukaryota; Metazoa; Chordata; Actinopteri; Elopiformes; Megalopidae.
AUGAAUCUCACAGAAGUUCAUCAAGAGAGGCUCUGCAGCCAGUCCUCCAACUCAUCCUGCUCUGGAAGAGUGUCACUAACAGCAGUCGAAGUGCUGAUGUAUUCGGCCACAGCUGCAGUCGUGUUACUGACGGUGUGUGGGAACCUGCUGGUGAUCAUCUCCAUCUGCCACUUCAAGCAGCUCCACACACCAACCAACCUCCUCCUCCUCUCUCUGGCUGUUUCUGACCUUCUAGUCGGAGUGCUCGUUAUGCCCUUCCACUUUUCUACAUUAAUACAAUCGCAGUGGUGCUUUGGUGCGGUGUACUGCACAAUUUGCAAUGUGGCUGGCUUUUACCUGCCGUGUGUGUCAAUUUAUAAUGUUUCUUUCAUUGCUAUGGACCGCUAUUUUGCUCUGUCCAAUCCUUUUUUCUACGCCUCCAAAGUUACAGUCAGGGUAGCUUUGAAGGUAAUAUCAAUAUUCUGGCUGUAUUCGUUUUUCUACAACUUUGCUCUUGUUUAUUUCAAUGGGAACAUCACUGAAGUGAAAACAAAUACUACAUGCGUUGCAUGUUCUGUAACAAUCGAUGAAGUAUGGGCUACAGUUGAUUUUGUAGCAGUAUUUGUUUUGCCAACCGCAACAAUGAUAAUCCUAUACGUGAAAAUUUUUGUUAUAGCUAAAAAGCAUGCAAAUACCAUUAGGUGUGUUAGAAAACAUCAUGUAAAGGACACUAGCAAAAAUAAUUCAGUGGCCUCUGAAAAAAAAGCAGCAAAAACACUAGGAAUUCAAGUGACUGUUUUCUUAAUGUGUUUAAUACCUUACUACUUAGGUGUUUUCAUUGACUUAAAUUUUAAGUUACAAUCUAAAUAUCUUGCAGUUACAAACCUUUUGAUUCCAAUCUAUAUGAAUUCGUCAAUGAAUCCUAUAAUUUAUGCUCUCUUUUACCCAUGGUUUCAGAAAUGUGUUAAACUCAUAGUCACUCUGAGAAUAUGUGACCCAGAGUCUUCACUAAUAAAUGUGCAUGAAAAAAGGACCUAA